Messenger RNA from Acanthaster planci (crown-of-thorns starfish), 3326 nucleotides. RefSeq names its product triosephosphate isomerase-like. The record is from RefSeq and is a predicted model, not a curated record. Gene Ontology annotation, biological process: glyceraldehyde-3-phosphate biosynthetic process; glycolytic process; gluconeogenesis. Gene Ontology annotation, cellular component: cytosol. Gene Ontology annotation, molecular function: triose-phosphate isomerase activity. Lineage: Eukaryota; Metazoa; Echinodermata; Asteroidea; Valvatida; Acanthasteridae.
AAAAAUGCCUUUGCUCUAAGGUUAAGAAUGCCUGGAUACAAGACACCGUUUUCUGAGCGGCAUUCUACGAGCAGAACGUGACAAAAACGGUGCUUUUGUGCCAACUUUUUACAGCUUCUUUUGGGGGCAUAAGUAGCUAGUUUUGUUAAUCAUGGCAAGCAGCAGGGAUUUCUUUGUCGGUGGGAACUGGAAGAUGAACGGGAGCAAGGACAGCAUCAAUGAAAUAUUGCAUUUCUUGAAAGAAGCUGAGGUCCCUGAAAAUACAGAUGUUGUUGUUGCACCUCCUGCUGUGUACCUCAGUUAUGUCCAGGAACGCCUGCCGGCCAAAAUUUCUACAGCAGCACAGAACUGCUACAAGGUGGACAAGGGUGCGUUCACUGGGGAGAUCAGUCCUGCCAUGCUGCUGGACCUGGGCCUGAGCUGGGUUAUCUUGGGUCACUCAGAGAGGCGGCAUGUCUUUGGAGAAUCUGACCAACUCAUUGGAGAAAAGGUUCAGCAUGCACUGAGUAAAGGGUUAAAGGUCAUCGCUUGCAUUGGCGAAACCCUGGACCAGAGGCAAAAGGGACAAACUCAGGAUGUUGUAUAUCACCAGACGAAGGCCAUUGCUGAUAACGUAGCUGAUUGGGAUCAAGUCGUGAUUGCCUAUGAACCGGUGUGGGCCAUCGGAACAGGUGUUACCGCCACUCCAGCUCAGGCACAAGAGGUCCAUGAACAGCUUCGGGGCUGGCUUGCUGAAAAUGUCUCUGCAGCAGUGGCUAAAAAGACCAGGAUCAUCUACGGAGGCUCUGUCAAUGCGGGCAACUGCCAGGAACUGGCUGCCAAGACAGACGUGGAUGGAUUUCUGGUGGGCGGGGCCUCAUUGAAACCUGAUUUUGUCAAGAUCAUCAAUGCCAAGAAUUGAAUUAGAAUGAAAGUUUCGCUCACCCUUCGCUGGACAUGAGUAAGACAAAUACUGUGAUAUUUGUGGUGAUAGAAUCCCCAGAGUUUUAUAAGGAGUGAAAUCAACCAGAGGUCAAACCUUAGUGAGGUAGAAACCAAUUUGGAAUUCUUGAAUGGUACGCAAGAAAGUUGGAGAGUAGGUCUAUGUAUAACCAUGGUAUUUAUGAUGGACUUGACAUUAAAUGGAAAUGCUGCCUAGAUGAAAGUUGUACUUUUGACAACAUAAAGACAGCUGCUUUUUCAAAUUGCAUGUAGUGAAAAUGAAAUGCAGCUAUUUGGAGUGGAAUUUGUAACAGUUGGCUUAGGUUUGUGAAUACUUGGAAAAUAAUCAGGCAAUUGGUAAAUCGUUUCCACUGCCAACCUUUUUUGCCAAUGUUUGAUGCAGACAUUUUAAACCAUUUUGUGGACUGAGGUUAGCAGUUGGACAUGAAAUAUUCAUGCUGUUGAGUUACAGAUGACAGUGAAAUGUAUGAAUUAGUCAAAGGGUACGAAUCUGGCGUUAAAACAAAUGGUCAUGUUUUGCAUUUAUGUAAGCUGAGGCUGUGUUGUUUUCUUUUUCUCACUUGUGAAAACUUGGUGAAAUAUUUUGUGUACGAGCGAUAAAUCUCUGGACUUAAACGAGUGGAGACAACGAGGGUCUGGAAGUGGAAAAGUUGCCCAGUUCAUAUUUUCCUCGGCUGUACUUCAAAAGACCGCAGAGCAAGCUUUGUGCAUGUACACUAUAAAAUGACCAUUUGAUACAAAGCCCAAGAUGCAAAAUUGGCUUGCAACAUUCAUUUUGACAUUUCUGACAAAAAUCAGAAAUACAGGUUUAUGUACUCAAAAGGAAUAGUAAAAAACUACCAGUUUAGGCUUAACCGUGAUUUCAUUUCAGUUUAAAUUUUUAAUUUCCUUUUCUUUGUAAAAAUGAAAAUGUGACAUUUUGUAGUUCAAAAAUGCUAUUAGCAACUAAUUCAUGUAGUUGGAUUGAGAGUUCAUGCCCUCUUAUAGCAUGUUCAGAACUCCUUCCUUGAUGUCUGGAAAUAAGAGUAGCUAUUGAAAAGUUAAAGAGUAAAACUUUGGACUUGCGAGACUGUUAUCAUAGACAUUUAAUCUUUUAAGGGUCUUUUUAACAGGAGCGGAAAUAUUUCUCAGUACCAACGAUGUCUCAAAACACUGUACAGGUGGCAAGUACGGUAUCCCGUCUACUCUGGGUAAAGUGUACUGAAAACUGAAAACAGUUCCAAAAAAUCAAACAUGCAAUAAACACCGACAGAGCCUGUUGUUCAAUUAUUCUGAGUUCAUGUAUUCAGUAAACCAACAGGAAGCAGAAAGAAUUUUAAAAUAUAACAGUAAAGAUACAUUGAUUUCAUAAAGUUUUCAGUUUCACACCAGACCAGCAAAAAGUACAAAAAUAUUCCUCAUACAAAUUUCCAAUUCCAGACUAGAUAUUUCCUGCCACAAAAUCUUUUUGCAAAAAUUGACUGCACAUUGGUUUUCGGCCAUACAAAAUACCGUAGCCUCAGAACACAGGAUAAUGGAAGUUGAAAAAACAACCCAAAUAAGUAAAAAUCAAAAUGUUUCUCAAUGAAACUUACGCCAAAUGCCCUUCUAUCUGAAUAAUCAUCUUAGCCGUGAGGUAUUAACCAACUGAUUUUAUAGAUUAAUGCCCCCUUACUCAAUUUGACAUCCAAGGAAAUGAAGCACAUGUACAUGGAAGUGCAUUAUCAGCUUCCGAAGAUAAAAAAAUACAAUUUACGGAACAAGAUAACUUAAAUACUUCAAUCAGGUUAAUGCUGAAGGGCAGUACUACAUUUGCUCAGUUUCUUUGCACUGAUUUUUGUUUACAGUUGAAACUGCUUAAAAAGUUACAUGUAUACUUAAAAAAAGAUAUCAAUGGAAUAGUGAGAACACAUACGUGUACAUGUAUGAAUGAUUUAAGGCAACAUGCUAAUUUUUUAAAAAAUAAGACCUGUACACAAAUUUUGUGUUUCUGCCAUGCUUACUGGCAGACUUUACUGUUUUGUCAGUGUGACAUCGUAAUAGUCAACGAUGGAUUGAUUCACAAUAUGGUCAGUUACUAAAGUUUAGUUCAUUGAAGUAGUCGUUAUUUGUACAUUUUACGCUCGGCAAGGAUGCUCCCUCUGCAGUUUUGUUUUUCACAUUCUAUCAGUUGGAAUUUGAAAAAAAAAAAAAAUUCAGUUGGCAUUUGAGGUCUUUAGUUCAUAUGUGCUGUUACAAUCAACAAAAUUUACUCAUAAAUGUAUACAAGAUGCCAACUACACAGCUGAAAAGUGGUCUAUUUUUUACACCAAAUGCUUAGUAACGUGGUAUUGUGGCUUGCUUAAAAAAAAAUUGAAAAAAAACCCAUAAAAUACAAAUAUGAGACUUCCUAGUUCCAUUUGCUG